Messenger RNA from Fonsecaea erecta, 1428 nucleotides. RefSeq lists its product as hypothetical. The coding region runs from base 1 to 1428 and encodes 475 amino acids. Lineage: Eukaryota; Fungi; Ascomycota; Eurotiomycetes; Chaetothyriales; Herpotrichiellaceae. The record is from RefSeq and is a predicted model, not a curated record. The transcript has a single exon.
AUGCUCUACGACGUCUCGGAUCCUGCUUCUUCCUAUCCACUAUUCUUCCACCGUGUGCCAUCUGCAUCACUAUAUCCUGAGGAGAUGUUGGCGCCGUGGUCUUCGAACCCAUCCCAAACGUUCCUCAGCACACACGCAAACGACUACAAUAUUCGCACCACGACCGAUCGCAAACGCCCUUCCGCCACCUCGACAAGCGAACAUGGUAACUGGCUCACUGAACAGUCUCACCUUCGUCCCCCAAGUCUACUUCCCCCGGCACCACAACUGAAUCGACCGCUAACAGACACCACCAAGGUUGAAUGUCGGUUGAUAUCACCAACGCUAUCCACCUUCCAGAGCAUGAACGCAAACUCGACAUCGACAGCGAAGAGCGGACUGCUGAAGCAAGUAACUGCGCAGCUAGGAGAUAUUUCACUAGAAUACGAGACUCUAUCGUCGCCCCCAACAAGUCCAAUCACCCCUGUGCCAUCCCUGACAAAUUCACAUCGUUCUCGCUCAUCGUUUGCCAUAUCCGAAGGCUCUCCCUGCACGGCUGCCGGCUCCCCUCAGGACCACUUUGCGCGUUUUCUGCCGCAGGACUCUGAUAGUGCCAUGGUCCCUCCCAAGAGGAUGUAUGAGGCCAAUGUUUAUUCUGGCAUCUGCAACAUCAACCCGCCGCUACCCAAGCCUCCUCUGUGUCAGGACUAUCAGCUUUAUUGUGCUCAUCAGCCCACCGAUCUCUCGCGUGGCUCCAACUUCCCGCCACCGCAGCAUUUGCCAAACUCAGAUUUAGCUCCUGUCCCGACCCAUAUGCCUAGGCCUCAAGAAGUGUCUUACAUCGACUGGGACGACGAGGAUGGCCGCAAACGCUACUACUCGCCGCUCAGGCGCAUCAAGAAAAGUUUGUCGGAUCUUCGUGCCGCCGAACGCUUCAUCUCGGAGGCCCACGUACGCAAGAGAAUCAAUUUGCCCCCACACAAAAAUACCACUCGGAAUGUUCCUCAUGCACAACGUCGUGAAGCAGAUGAAACCAAUGCCUGGAUUGGACGCCAUCAGAAACAACCCUGCCACAGCCCUCCAAGUACCGCUUUCUCGGCGAGGGACGAGAAGAGUCUACCACGGCUCUCGUCCAGACUGCGGAAAAGGCCCAGGACUACAAAGUUCUCGCCCCCGAGCCAAUCCAGAAUGAUGCCUCAGACAAAGACGUCACCGCAGAUAGUGAACAACAGAGCUAAAAACAUCAAGGCAAACGAUACAUCAUCAACACCGGCGCCACCACCUCGAGACACCGUGAUCCCUCUUACGCCACCUUCCACAGGCAAGAGGAAACGCGCCAAUACCACGACGUCAGAGCCGUCGAGGGAGGCGCAGAAGAAGAAGAAACUCAGACUCGGGGUUGUCGGGAAGCUGGUCAAGCGACUUCUCGGGGCCAGGGACGACUAUUGA